Messenger RNA from Rasamsonia emersonii CBS 393.64, 1473 nucleotides. RefSeq lists its product as uncharacterized. The record is from RefSeq and is a predicted model, not a curated record. The transcript is spliced from 3 exons. Lineage: Eukaryota; Fungi; Ascomycota; Eurotiomycetes; Eurotiales; Trichocomaceae. Bases 1 to 1473 code for a protein of 490 amino acids.
AUGGACUUCUUGAACGUACUGGACCCUAAAUGGGUAAUUGGACUCUUUUUACUUGUCACGACGGCGACUUGUCUGGCCGUGAAUAAGUCGCAGAGAGAUGCGCUCGUCAGGAAUGUCAGAUUUCGUGGGCGCAAGUCGUCCACCGCAAGGACACAACCGCCAUCCAUCUCUCCAGAGAAGUCGGCGACGGGCUCGCCGUCUAUCUACAGUGAUGUGUUGCCUCCCCCACGUCGAGAGGCCCUAACGAGGAUCGAGGGAAAACGGCCUCGGACUGCGGCACAAGAAGUCAACGAGAAAAAAAUCAGAGAGCAUAUCCUUCCCAUGACGGCAGAUUACCGGACAGCAGAUGGUGAUCGAUACACACCAACGGGGUUCUCAGUGCAUGAAAUCAAAGAGCUGGGCAACUUUCCUGACUAUGCCACGCUCAGCGGCGUGCCCCUGCCCAACCCGUAUUACGAGUUUGAUAUCGACAAGGCUCGCCCGCGACCGUAUCGUCCUUUCCGAUGGGCUUAUCAUCAAACCAUGUCGCUCAAGAAGAUGGAGACGGACUGGUGGAUUGAACUGGAGAACACGUACAGGGAGCGGAUCGCCCAGCGCAAGGGUCUGUAUGCCAAACACGGCAAUGCAGUGCUCAGCUACCUUCCGGGAUCGGAAUUGGCCUGCAAAGAGAUGAUGGAGAUGGUGUUGCAAUUCAUCUGCGCCCGUUAUCCAAAAUACUUCUCACUGACGGACAAUCGCAUUCUCACCAACCGGAUCCUGGGGACGGAACAGGACAUCCGCUCCAAGCAUCCUUUGGAGAUCCUCAUGGACAAUGUGCCUGAAGACUUCGCCAUAAUGAUGCGGGAUGACAAGACAGGGUACUAUUUCUUCCGCGCUGGUGUCAUCUGCUCUUCGCUGGGAUGGAACGUCGGCAUGAAGAUCGGUCUCCCGCUUCAUGAAAUCCACAAGCCAAUUCCGGACUACAAAGAGAAGAUGCAGUUCUCUAUGGAUCGGUUCUUCGUAAAAAUGCCAGCGGACAAGCCCAUUCAGCGUGGCUCCUGGGGCCUCGAGGUGGAGCAACCACUGUAUAUGCCGCCAGGCGAUCCGCACGAAUUGCACCGGUUAUCCCAGAACCCCAACCUCCGCCUGACGGACUGCUACCUCCGAGUGGACUGGCAGACCCUGCGCCGCCUGCCCCUCUCUGCAGGCGUCGUCUUCAACUUCAAGGCCCUCUUCACACCAGUGACCGAGUUCCGCGACGAGCCCAAAGUGCCCGCCCUGCUGGCCAAGAUCCUCAAAGAAGGGAAGCGGAACUUGAUGGAGUACAAGAACACCUGGCACGUCGAACACGUCGUGCUCCCCAAGCUGGAGGAAUGGGCCAAGGAGCAGGAGGACAAGGGCGUCGUGGAGAAGAAUUGGGAGGUGUCGACCCUUGAGGAAGAUCCUUGGUUCCGGGGUUGGGAGGAGAAGUGGCACGGGCAGCAGGGGUAUUAA